AUGUUCUCCGAAUAUGCCUCACGCUUCCUUGCCCAGUCACAGUCGAGGGUAGCGUCUCGCCCGGAUGACCUUCAAAGAACCGGCCGUACUCGUCACAAUCAACAACAUCAAGGAAACCCACGACAGCUUUCGUCGCGUACCACCGACGAAUUUCGAGAAGAAGAUGACGAGACAGAACGUGAACGGGAAGUAGCAGAUUUCUACGCCUUACAACAAUCAAGGAGACAUUUUGGUGACAGCAACUUGAAGGAAUCCUCGGAACUUGAUGAUUCUGAACGUUCAGGAGGACUCAAUGAGGGGCAUUCACCCUAUGAUGACCGUCCUGGUAACGGGAAAGGAAUAAAAAGUUCAUGGCGUGGUGAAAAUAGUAUUGCUUCUACUCGCCCUUUUCAGAUUGAGCCCGUCGAAGAGGUAGCAGAGCAUGGCCUUGGGUCUCAAGUUAGCCCCAGCAGUAGCAAGGUCCGAGGCCAUCUGGUUGAUGUUGGUCUCGAGGAUUCUUUACGAGCCGACUUUGACGAGGACCAGGUGCCACGCAGCCCCGGUGGCCGCGAUCCACCCAUCCAACGAUUUAGAGAGCGAGGCUCAACGAAGGACUCUGAGAUCAGACCUCUGGGGCCUGCUGAACAGGCCGGUCUUGUAUCGCAUGAUGUCCCGCGACCAUCCAGCUCGACAGACUCAUUUCCAGCGUCAGUAUCUCCGCUGGUCUCAGAAACCAUCGUCCAUGAUGCAUUUUGGGGUCAGCUAUUCUUGAUAUCUCUUGCUGGACUGUUUGCCUCUGCAUUCCUCGUGUAUCUUCACACAUCUACCCCAUCUGGAGACAAAUCAAAAUGGGGCGAUACAAUAUACAUGACUGUCCAUGGGUCCUUCUUCCUUCUUGGAAUCUAUACUAUCGUUUCUGUUCUUGUCUCUCUUCUCUGGUUGGCCUUGUUGAGAUCUUACGUGCGACUUCUGGUCCACGUGAUCAUCGUUGCUGUUCCGGUCAUCCUAUUCUCAUUUUCCUUUUACCCUUUCAUCUCAAGUUUCAAGGGACCAUGGCUCGGUGCAAGUAUACAAGACAAAGCGAUGAGAUGGGGCUCUGCUGUUCCAUUCUUCAUGGCCACGAUGUGGGUCUACAAUGUUGUCCGCGGCCGUCAAUCUAUCGGGAAGGCGAUUGGUAUCCUUGAAUUUGCUUGUCGAAUUUUGGCUGCCAAUCCGGAGCUACUUGCUCUUGGGUUAGGGGCCAUGGUCUGCGUGGUGUCCUGGACGUGGAUCUGGAUGCUGAUGUUCACUCGCGUCUUUCUAGGCGGUCACGCUGGUCCUCGGUCUUUCAUUAUCGAUUUGAGCAGCUGGUGGCUUGGCGUUUACUUUGUCAUUGUCUAUCUGUGGUCAAUCGGCGUCAUUGCAGGCAUCCAGCGUUCCGUCACGGCCGCAACGGUAAGCCAGUGGUACUUCCACCGCUUGACCACACCUGCACCAACCUCGAGGCAGAUUGUUCAGGCAGCCAUCGUCCAUGCUGUGACCACUCUGUUCGGCACAAUUUCGCUGUCCAGACUUUUGGGGCUAUUGAUUCGUCUUCCGCUUCUAUUGCUACCAGGUCGUAUCUCCUCACUGCUCAGUCUGUUUGCUUAUUCACUUGUUCCCACACCUAUUACUUAUUUGACCAAUCCGCUUUCACUCACCUACGCCGCAAUCCACUCGCAGCCACUUUCUGCAUCAUCACGAGGUUUAAGUCAAAUGACUGUGCUUGCUCCAUCGGCUGGCUCGACUUCUAUACACCCUCGUUCCUAUCCUGCCGGGAGCUCGGCCUCUCUUCUUUCCUAUCGACUUUCCAAGCUGAUUCUUUAUGCUACCCGUUUCAUGAUGUCAUUAGCUCUGGGGUUCGGUGGCUGGGUUACCACUGCUCGGAGCCUGACGACCUCUGCUACCGGCGGCACAAUUCGUGGCAGCCUCUACGCUUAUGUGGUCGGUCUCAUUGCUGGAACGAUUGGAUGGACCAUACUGAGUGCGAUGGAAGGUGUCAUUGCUGAUAUUGUCGACGCGGCCGUGAUUUGCUGGGCCAGUGAGGUUGGCAUUUAUGGCCGAGAGGCCCGGUAUUGCCGUGAGGCUGGUUGGCUCUUUGGCGACUCGCAGUCUCGUUUCGGCCCUGAAUACCAAGAGGUUUAG
This is a messenger RNA of Penicillium antarcticum, 2142 nucleotides long. RefSeq lists its product as uncharacterized. Bases 1 to 2142 code for a protein of 713 amino acids. NCBI's taxonomy places the organism in Eukaryota, Fungi, Ascomycota, Eurotiomycetes, Eurotiales, Aspergillaceae. Gene Ontology annotation, molecular function: transmembrane transporter activity. Gene Ontology annotation, cellular component: plasma membrane. Gene Ontology annotation, biological process: transmembrane transport. The record is from RefSeq and is a predicted model, not a curated record. The transcript has 3 exons.